Aspergillus affinis is the source of this 447-nucleotide messenger RNA. Its product is annotated as tautomerase family protein. The coding region runs from base 1 to 447 and encodes 148 amino acids. The record is from RefSeq and is a predicted model, not a curated record. The transcript has a single exon. Lineage: Eukaryota; Fungi; Ascomycota; Eurotiomycetes; Eurotiales; Aspergillaceae.
AUGCCGGUCUGGAGUUUUAAAUACUCUCAAGGUGCCUUAUCUAAGCAGGACAAGGUGGGUUUGGCGAAAGAGAUCACCCAACUAUACUCCAGCAAGGGCUUGCCAGCCUUCUAUGUCAAUGUUCAAUUCUUCGAAAUGGGCUCAAAUGACAUGCUCGUUGGUGGAGAGUAUCGGUCAAACUUUGUCAAUCUCAGUAUUGUGCACAUCGCUCGCACCUUCAAGACUGAAACCGACAGGUUGGACUUCUUGAAGCAGAUUGACCUGAUCCUUGAACGAUUCAAAACCAAGGGUCUGGAUUGGGAAUAUUUCAUCGUGGACGCUCCGCGCCAGCAAUGGAAGAUCAAUGGGAUGUAUCCUCCACUAGCCGGUUCCACCAAGGAGAAGGAAUGGGUGAGACUCAAUCGCCCUAUUCAGCAUGACAGGGCGCAUCUGCCAUCUCUUCUUUGA